GUGCAGCAGGAGGUAAGGUCUCCCUCUCGCCCGCAGCUACGGGGCUCAUGAUCGGCUGCUUGAUCUACCCCGACGGCUGGGACUCGAGCGAGGUGAAGCGCCUGUGCGGGGACAAGACGGACAAGUACACGCUGGGCGCCUGCACCGUGCGCUGGGCGUACAUCCUCUGCAUCAUCGGCAUCCUCGACGCCCUCAUACUCUCCUUCCUGGCCUUCGUGUUGGGCAACCGGCAGGACAACCUCCUCCCGUCCGAUUUUAAAGUGGAAAAUAAAGAAGAAGGCAACGACGGACAGAGCUGA
Apaloderma vittatum (bar-tailed trogon) is the source of this 299-nucleotide messenger RNA. Its product is annotated as tetraspan membrane protein of hair cell stereocilia homolog. The transcript is spliced from 2 exons. The annotation marks the transcript as partial. NCBI's taxonomy places the organism in Eukaryota, Metazoa, Chordata, Aves, Trogoniformes, Trogonidae. Gene Ontology annotation, biological process: detection of mechanical stimulus involved in sensory perception; sensory perception of sound. The record is from RefSeq and is a predicted model, not a curated record. Gene Ontology annotation, cellular component: plasma membrane.